Cottoperca gobio is the source of this 4910-nucleotide messenger RNA. RefSeq names its product protocadherin Fat 4-like. The coding region runs from base 63 to 4910 and encodes 1615 amino acids. Gene Ontology annotation, molecular function: calcium ion binding. The record is from RefSeq and is a predicted model, not a curated record. Gene Ontology annotation, biological process: homophilic cell-cell adhesion. NCBI's taxonomy places the organism in Eukaryota, Metazoa, Chordata, Actinopteri, Perciformes, Bovichtidae. The transcript has 2 exons. Gene Ontology annotation, cellular component: plasma membrane.
UUAUUUUUUGGCUUUGCUCCUGCGUGACUACUAGGGGACGUUGACUUUUUCAGAUCGGCGUCAUGAUGGCUAUCAUGAGACUCACAUUACAAAGCUGUGCUGUUGCUUUGCUGCUAUUUUCCUUGCCUCUUGUCAAUGGAGAUGUAAGCUUUUCUUUUCCGGAGGAGAUGAAACGUGGAUCUGUGAUCGGAAAUAUCGCCAAAGAUUUGGGCCUUGAAACAAGCAGACUCACCGCUCGAAAGGCCCGUAUUGACACCGAUGGGAGCGAUAAACGUUACUGUGACUUAAACCUCCGUAACGGGGAUCUGACUGUUGCCGAGAGGAUUGACAGGGAGGGCCUUUGUGGAGACAAAGCAUCCUGCGUUUUAAAACAAGAACUCAUGUUAGAGAAUCCAUUAGAAUUGCAUAGAAUUAGUCUGCAUGUUAAGGACAUAAAUGAUAACUCUCCGCAAUUCAACAAAGAUUUGAUCGAUAUAGAUAUUAGUGAAUCGGCGGUUAAAGGUGCUCGGUUUCCAAUAGAAGAAGCACAUGAUGCGGAUAUAGGCACAUAUUCAGUUCAGACGUACAACCUCCAAAGCAAUGAGCAUUUUAUUCUGGGCGUUGGAACUAAUUCUGUGCAACUUGUCCUCAACAAAGAGCUUGACCGCGAAAACUUAAAGGAAAUGAAUCUACUUCUUACAGCUCUGGAUGGAGGUUCUCCUCAAAGGUCAGGUACUGUGGUCAUUCACAUCACUGUACUCGAUGCUAAUGAUAACGUGCCAGUGUUCAGCCAGGCAGUUUAUAAAGCCAGUCUGCCUGAAAACUCUCCACGAAGCACUGUCGUGCUGACAGUGAGUGCCACAGAUGCAGACGAGGGACUAAACGGAGACGUUACAUAUGAUUUUGGACACAUUUCAGAAGAUAUUAAGUCGAUGUUUACCAUUGAUCAUAAGACAGGUGAAAUAAAGUUGACGACUACUGUUGAUUUUGAAAUGUCCUCAUCAUUUGAACUGCGCGUCACAGCAAAAGAUGGUUUGGGAUUAACCUCUUAUGCCAAAGUCAUCAUAGAUGUUACUGAUGUAAAUGACAACGCCCCUAUUAUAAACCUAAAAUCCCUCACAAAUCCCAUACCUGAGAAUGUGUCACCUGGUACAGAGGUGGGCAUCAUUAACGUGCAGGAUAGAGACUCUGAGAAUAACAGACAGGUCCGCUGCUCCAUUCAGCAAAACGUCCCUUUUAAGUUGGUUCCUUCUAUUAAAAACUAUUAUUCUCUGGUGACCACAGGACAACUGGACCGUGAACUAGUGUCUGACUACAACAUUACAAUCAGUGCCACUGACGAGGGCUCUCCACCUCUGUCCUCCUCUAAAACUGUUCAGUUAUCUGUAGCAGACAUCAACGACAACCCACCUGUGUUUGAGGAACAGUCGUACAGCGCAUAUGUGAGUGAAAAUAACAAACCUGGCUCCACUUUAUGUUCCGUUACUGCUCGAGACCCAGACUGGAGACAAAACGGUACAGUGAUUUAUUCUCUGUUACCCGGUGAGGUGAACGGUGCCCCGGUGUCCUCCUAUCUCUCUGUUAACGGAGACACGGGGGUGAUCCACGCUGUGAGGUCGUUUGAUUAUGAACAGUUCAGGAGUUUUAAAGUCCACGUGACGGCCAGAGACAACGGUUCUCCUCCGCUCAGCAGCAACGUGACCGUCAGUGUGUUCGUAUCGGAUGUGAAUGACAACUCUCCUCAGAUACUGUACCCCGCCCCGGAGGGCAACUCCUUCAUGACCGAGCUGGUCCCCAAAGCUGCACACGGAGGCUCUCUGGUGUCCAAAGUGAUAGCAGUGGACGCAGACUCCGGACAGAACGCCUGGCUGUCCUAUCAUAUAGUCAAAUCCACUGAUCCGGGACUUUUCACUAUUGGUCUCCACAGCGGAGAGAUCAGGACACAGCGGGACAUUUCUGAGUCUGACAGCAUGAAACAGAACCUUAUUGUGUCAGUGAAAGAUAACGGACAGCCCUCUCUCUCUGCCACCUGCUCCAUGUAUUUACUUAUCUCUGAUAACUUGGCUGAGGUGCCAGAACUGAAGGAUAUUUCUUAUGAUGAGAAGAACUCCAAACUGACCUCUUAUCUGAUCAUCGCGCUGGUGUCCGUGUCCACCUUUUUUCUGACCUUCAUCAUCAUCAUCCUGGGUGUGAGGUUUUGUCGCAGUAGAAAGCCCAGACUGUUGUUUGAUGGAGCAGUUGCCAUCCCCAGCGCUUAUCUCCCUCCUACUUACGCAGAUGUUGACGGCACAGGAACUUUACGCAGCGCUUACAAUUAUGACGCCUACCUGACAACAGGUUCUAGAACCAGUGACUUUAAGUUCGUGUCAUCUUACAAUGACAACACACUGCCUGCUGACCAGACUCUGAGGAAAAGUCCUUCUGACUUUGUUGACCCGUUCGAAGACUUAGAGGCGGCUGUAGAGGUAGGAACAGUUAAAAAUAUAUUGAUGGGAGACAAAGGAUUUUCAGCGCUGCGGCCGAUCCUCUGCUUUGCUUCCUUUAUCGUAACGCUGCAGCUCGUUAAUGGAGACCUGAGUUAUUCUGUUCCAGAAGAGAUGAAACGCGAGUCUGUUAUUGGAAAUAUAGCCAAAGAUCUCGGUCUUGAUCUGAGGACUUUAUCUUCCCGAAAGGCCCGUGUUGAUUUUGAAGGGACUCGUAAACGGUACUGUGAUAUUAAUCUGAGUACUGGAUAUUUGGUCACAUCGGAGAGAAUGGACAGAGAAAGCCUUUGUGGCAAGAAACCCUCGUGUGUUGUGAAAGUAGAUCUGGUGUUAGAAAAUCCUCUGGAGCUUCAUCGUGUCAGUCUUCAUAUUCAAGAUGUAAACGACAACUCGCCACAAUUCAACGAAGAUUUGAUUGAAAUGGAAAUGAGUGAGUUAGCUGAAAAGGGUAACCGCUUCUCUAUCGACGAGGCCCAUGACGCAGAUAUAGGUCAAAAUGCUGUUCAGAGGUACAGCCUACAGAAAAACGACAACUUUAUUCUCUCUGUUGACAGCAACAAGGUUGAACUCGUACUGGAGAAUAAACUUGAUCGUGAAAGGCAACAAGAUAUUAAUUUGCUCCUCACAGCUUUAGAUGGAGGCUCUCCUCAGAGAUCAGGUACUGUAGUCAUACACGUCACUGUGCUGGAUGCUAAUGAUAACGCCCCAGUGUUUAGCCAGGCCGUUUAUAAAGCCAGUCUGCCUGAAAACUCUCCUCCAGACACCUUAGUGAUUAAUGUUAGUGCUACUGACGCAGAUGAAGGAGUGAAUGGAGAUGUGACGUAUCACUUUGGCCAUGUAUCUGAUGAUAAUAUAAAUAUUUUCUCUAUUGAUCCUAAAACUGGAGAAAUUAAAGUAACUGGUGUGAUCGACUUUGAAGAAAUUAAUUAUUUUGAAAUGAGAAUAAAAGCUAAAGAUGGUUUAGGACUAACUUCUUACGCCAAAGUUAUAAUAGAUGUUACUGAUGUGAAUGAUAAUGCUCCAGUGAUAUAUCUGAAAUCACUGACUAACCCCAUACCUGAGAACGUGUCACCUGGUACAGAGGUGGGCAUCAUUAACGUGCAGGAUAGAGACUCUGAGAACAACAGACAGGUCCGCUGCUCCAUUCAGCAAAACGUCCCUUUGAAGUUGGUUCCUUCUAUUAAAAACUAUUAUUCUCUGGUGACCACAGGACAACUGGACCGUGAACUAGUGUCUGACUACAACAUUACAAUCAGUGCCACUGACGAGGGCUCUCCACCUCUGUCCUCCUCUAAAACUGUUCAGUUAUCUGUAGCAGACAUCAACGACAACCCACCUGUGUUUGAGGAACAGUCGUACAGCGCAUAUGUGAGUGAAAAUAACAAACCUGGCUUCACUUUAUGUUCCGUUACUGCUCGAGACCCCGACUGGAGACAAAACGGUACAGUGAUUUAUUCUAUGUUACCCGGUGAGGUGAACGGUGCCCCGGUGUCCUCCUAUCUCUCUGUUAACGGAGACACGGGGGUGAUCCACGCUGUGAGGUCGUUUGAUUAUGAACAGUUCAGGAGUUUUAAAGUCCACGUGACGGCCAGAGACAACGGUUCUCCUCCGCUCAGCAGCAACGUGACCGUCAGUGUGUUCGUAUCUGAUGUGAAUGACAACUCUCCUCAGAUACUGUACCCCGCCCCGGAGGGCAACUCCUUCAUGACCGAGCUGGUCCCCAAAGCUGCACACGGAGGCUCUCUGGUGUCCAAAGUGAUAGCAGUGGACGCAGACUCCGGACAGAACGCCUGGCUGUCCUAUCAUAUAGUCAAAUCCACUGAUCCGGGACUUUUCACUAUUGGUCUCCACAGCGGAGAGAUCAGGACACAGCGGGACAUUUCUGAGUCUGACAGCAUGAAACAGAACCUUAUUGUGUCAGUGAAAGAUAACGGACAGCCCUCUCUCUCUGCCACCUGCUCCAUGUAUUUACUUAUCUCUGAUAACUUGGCUGAGGUGCCAGAACUGAAGGAUAUUUCUUAUGAUGAGAAGAACUCCAAACUGACCUCUUAUCUGAUCAUCGCGCUGGUGUCCGUGUCCACCUUUUUUCUGACCUUCAUCAUCAUCAUCCUGGGUGUGAGGUUUUGUCGCAGUAGAAAGCCCAGACUGUUGUUUGAUGGAGCAGUUGCCAUCCCCAGUGCUUAUCUCCCUCCUACUUACGCAGAUGUUGACGGCACAGGAACUUUACGCAGCGCUUACAAUUAUGACGCCUACCUGACAACAGGUUCUAGAACCAGUGACUUUAAGUUCGUGUCAUCUUACAAUGACAACACACUGCCUGCUGACCAGACUCUGAGGAAAAGUCCAUCUGACUUCGCUGAAGCGUUUGCAGAUUGUGAUUCUUCUCCUGAGGUAGGAACAUCAUACGUAAAGUUAUCAGAACAAAAGGCUACUCAUUCACUUUUUUAG